Molecule: messenger RNA, 7270 nt
Organism: Manis javanica (Malayan pangolin)
Lineage: Eukaryota; Metazoa; Chordata; Mammalia; Pholidota; Manidae
Gene: ZBTB16
Product: zinc finger and BTB domain containing 16
Biological process (GO): regulation of transcription by RNA polymerase II
Molecular function (GO): DNA-binding transcription factor activity, RNA polymerase II-specific; RNA polymerase II cis-regulatory region sequence-specific DNA binding; protein binding
Source: RefSeq, a predicted model, not a curated record
GGCUGCGGGAAGCCUUCGACCCACCCGCGUGUCAGAGACGGGCUGUUGGCACUCAGCACGCCCGGGAUCGGAGCCCCGCGCGCGUUGCUAAGGCCGUGUGACCUCCCGGACUGCCUGUCCCGAGACCCAGGGAGGGCGCUCUGCACCGCCCCUGGCGCCGCGCUCCCGGACGGGGGUUAGCUGGCCGCCGCGGCCGCUACCGGAGAAGCGCUUCCCGCCCGCGCCCACCUUCGCCAGGCUCCGGGGCAGGGGAAGGGGCUCUCCGCCGCCGAGGGAGCGCAGUGUUCUGCCGUUCUGCCCCGGGCUCUCUCCCUUGGCCAAGGAGACACGCCCUGCCCUGCGGCGCCGAGCCAGGAAGGAACGGGAGCCUCAUGCCUGAGCCGCGGGCAGCGCCAUGGAUCUGACGAAGAUGGGCAUGAUCCAGCUGCAGAACCCCAGCCACCCCACGGGGCUCCUGUGCAAGGCCAACCAGAUGCGGCUGGCCGGGACGCUGUGCGAUGUGGUCAUCAUGGUGGACAGCCAGGAGUUCCACGCCCACCGCACGGUGCUGGCCUGCACCAGCAAGAUGUUUGAGAUCCUCUUCCACCGCAACAGCCAGCACUACACGCUGGACUUCCUCUCGCCAAAGACCUUCCAGCAGAUCCUGGAAUACGCGUACACGGCCACGCUGCAGGCCAAGGCGGAGGACCUGGACGAUCUGCUGUACGCGGCUGAGAUCUUGGAGAUCGAGUACCUGGAGGAACAGUGCCUCAAGAUCCUGGAGACCAUCCAGGCCUCCGAUGACAACGACGCAGAGGCCACCAUGGCGGACGGCGGGGCCGAGGAGGAGGAGGACCGCAAGGCUCGGUGCCUGAAGAACAUCUUCAUCGCGAAGCAUUCCAGCGCGGAGGGUGGGUGUGCCAGUGCGGCCGCCCAGAGCCUCCCCGGGGCCCUGGCGGGCCAGAGUCCUUUGGUCUCAACCCCUUUCGGCCUCGCGGCCAUGAGUCCCACCAAGGCUGCUGUGGACAGUUUGAUGACUAUCGGACAGUCCCUCCUGCAGGGGACGCUCCAGCCGCCUGUGGGGCCUGAGGAGCCCGCUCUGGCCGGGGUGGGGAGGCACCCUGGGGCGGCUGAGGUGAAGACAGAGAUGAUGCAGGUGGAUGAAACGCCCGGCCAGGACAGCCCUGUGGUGGCCGAGUCCAGCAUCUCAGGCGGGCUGGGGGACAAGGUCGAGGAAAGGGGCAAAGAGGGGCCCGGGACACCGACGCGGAGCAGCGUCAUCACCAGCGCCAGGGAGCUGCACUACGGGCGGGAGGAGAGUGCUGAGCAGCUCGCAGCUCCGGCGGAGGCUAGCCAGGGUCCCACAGGCCGAGCAGAGCCCCCCGCGCCUUCUGCCGAGAAGCACCUAGGCAUCUACUCUGUGUUGCCCAACCACAAGGCUGACGCUGUGCUGAGCGUGCCGUCUUCGGUGAGCUCGGGCCUCCACGUGCAGCCUGCCCUGGCUGUCUCCAUGGACUUCAGCUCCUACGGGGGUCUGCUGCCGCAGGGCUUCAUCCAGAGGGACCUGUUCAGCAAGCUGGGCGAGCUGGCUGUGGGCAUGAAGUCGGAGAGCCGGGGCACGGCGGAGCAGUGCAGCGUGUGCGGGGUGGAGCUGCCUGACAACGAGGCUGUGGAGCAGCACAGGAAGCUGCACAGUGGGGUGAAGACGUAUGGCUGUGAGCUCUGCGGAAAGCGGUUCCUGGAUAGCCUGCGGCUGCGAAUGCACUUACUGGCCCACUCAGCGGGGGCCAAGGCUUUCGCCUGUGAUCAGUGCGGUGCCCAGUUUUCGAAGGAGGAUGCCCUGGAGACUCACAGACAGACCCACACCGGCACGGACAUGGCUGUCUUCUGCCUGCUGUGCGGGAAGCGGUUCCAGGCACAGAGUGCGCUCCAGCAGCACAUGGAGGUCCACGCGGGCGUGCGGAGCUACAUCUGCAGCCAGUGCAACCGCACUUUCCCCAGCCACACCGCCCUCAAGCGCCACCUGCGCUCACACACAGGCGACCACCCGUACGAGUGUGAGUUCUGUGGCAGCUGCUUCCGGGAUGAGAGCACGCUCAAGAGCCACAAGCGAAUCCACACGGGUGAGAAGCCCUACGAGUGCAAUGGCUGUGGCAAGAAGUUCAGCCUCAAGCACCAGCUGGAGACGCACUACAGAGUGCACACAGGCGAGAAGCCCUUCGAGUGUAAACUGUGCCACCAGCGUUCCCGGGACUACUCGGCCAUGAUCAAGCACCUGCGCACGCACAACGGCGCAGCGCCCUACCAGUGCACCAUCUGCACCGAGUACUGCCCCAGCCUGUCCUCCAUGCAGAAGCACAUGAAGGGCCACAAGCCCGAGGAGAUCCCGCCCGACUGGCGGAUAGAGAAGACUUACCUGUACCUGUGCUACGUGUGAGGGAGGCCACGGGGACUCCAGGGGGCAGCGAGGAGUUGGGGGGGCGACGAGGAGGGACGGCAGAAGGAGAAGGACAAAGGGAAGGAGAGAAAGGAAAGCUGGUCGCCGCCUCUUGGAUUCCCCCUGGGCUCCGGGUGCCCGGAUCCCCGGGGCCUCUGUCCCUCCUUUGCGGGCUGGACGCUGCCAGCUUUUCCCGUGGGGUGGGAUGGGACGGUUCUGUUCAGCUUGGAGGGCGGUGUGUUUUUCUCUUCCCUGCACCCAGACCUUCCCUCUAUGUCUGGAAAUGAGACAAGGAGUAUGGGGGGCAUCCGCUGGUCAGAGCCAGACCAUCUCCACCUGCCCUCUCACCGGCUCCUCCAGACACCGGGCAGGGCUGGGCUGGGUCGGGUCACGGUUGGCACCCCAAAUGGCAGCUCUGGUUCGCUGGGGGCAGGUUGGGGUGGGGAGGGGCGCACCUUGCCCCACCAGCUCAGUUCAUCCGUUGCUUUGCUCUGCUCUGCCAGCCUGGGUGUCUGUCCCCUCACAGUCUGGAGAAGCCUCGUGGCUCUUGCCCCUGCCUCCCCUUGACUCCUGUCCUCCAAGCCCCGGGGGCUGCCUGCGUCUCCUGGAUGGGAUGGCAUCUCCCUCCUCCUCCAGCCCCCUGGUGAGGAAGCCAAGUCUGAGCCCGGUUCCCACCCUUAGCAGAAAACACAGCAGGUUACGGAGGAGCUGCCCCACCCUGGCCAAGGCCUGUUGUGAGGGAGACUCCUGCUGAGUUACUUUUGCUUCCAAAAUGGGAAAACAGAACAACUAAAUAUAUACCAUCCCACCCAGCCAACAAAUAUAGGUCCCUACCGCCUGCUCACAGGCCUGGGAGAGGGGCUCCACGAGCCGGCCCGGCCGUCCAAGGGAAGGUGCCGCCUCCUUCAGAAGUGGGCCACACUUGGAGAAGGGACCCACUGCCCAGGGGCCCGGGCAGCUGGCCAGGGAGGGAGUGGUUGUGUCCUGCUGGGGACCCUUUGACCCUAGGGGGCCAGGGGACCCCAGACCCAGGGAGCUCUGGGAAAACCCAGGUCCAGAGGGUGGCCCUGAACGCCUGGCUCACAGGCCCCAGUCCGCAGGGAGGAGGGAGCUGGACAUGCUUUGGCCUCGUGUUAUGUUUUGCCUCGUCUCUGUGUCCCCUGUUCCCUGUUAGCACAUUGUACUUGAAUUACCUCAGUUUUUUGUGACCUCAUGAGCUUUUUUAACCCCUGUAUCUCUUUUUCGGUUGGGGUUCAGAGGAAUGGGGAGGGUAUUCUUUUCUGUUUCUUGUGUAAGUUAAUAGUUGGGGUAAUAGACUUCAGCCCCCAGGACCCUCCCCAGCCCUGGCACCCAGCGCCCCCCCGGGGAGGAGCUGGGCACUCAGGACCUGCGUGUGAGGGGCGGAUGCGGGGGGCCUCUGGAGGCGCUGCUGGCUCUGCCCGGCGCACAGCAUCCCCUGCGCCCGGCAUCAGUUCACUGCACAGAAGAUCCCGCCUUUCUUAGAAUUUGCUGGGUCGUUGGGACCUGCGGAUCUGGAUUCAGAUCCUGGCAGCCCUGCUGCCCCAGCUCCGUGUGCAUUAUCAUCGCCAAAACCAGCCCCUUUUCCCGGCUGGUGAGGGGAGGAGCCAGCCUUUGUCCUGUUGCACUGGGGCGGGGCUGUUGUUUUUCCGAAAGCUACCUCUGUUCCUCGGUGGCCCCUUCCCGCCUCCCCGUCUGCUGCUCUGCACCUCCCACUCUGCCUGGCCUCCCCACCCUGAGUUUGGAAAGCCCACAUUUGCAAUAUUUGUGUUCACUUUGGGAUGGACCCUCCGCUUCACCUCACGCUUUAUUUGUAAGAGUCUUGGGUUGUUUUCUUUCCUUUCUCUCUUUGAGGAAGUUGUGGCUGCGUUUUUAUCUUAGGUUUGAAAAAGCAGUUUAGGGCACCGGUUUUGGGAAGAAGGGGUUGUGAGGACCUAGGGAACUCGGGGGGCUGGGAACUGCUGUGACCCACCACCCCCUGCCCCUCGGCCCCACCCCUUCCUCUCCUGCAACCUCGCCGCCAGAUCCGAAGGCCUUAAAAAUGGUGUGUCGGGGGGACGCGUGGGGGGACUGUGUCGCUAGACUGUUGAUUGGGGAUGAUACAGUGGGGAGGAUCUAUUUUGCAACUAUAAUAAUGACUUAGUGCUUUGGAAAGGGAAAAAAAAGUUAAACUUGAAAUAUGUACCAAGAGCAGACGUGUUUAUAAUGUGAAAGAGAGAAAUCAUGUGGUGGGGGGCAGUCUGUCAAAUCAUUAUGCACUACUGCUUCCUCCCCAGUGGGAAGGAGGGGGGACCGGCUGCCCACAGGGGAUCUGAAAACCCCAGAAAACAGUAUUUUAAUAGCAAGAUAUCAUGCAACUUUGGUGUGGGGAAGGAAAGAAAAAUCACACUGUUCCUAGGCCUCCCCGACACCUCUCACUGUCCCCGCCCUCGCCACGCAGGCUGGGUCUCCUCCCCUAUUUGUAAAACUGAGAGGUUUUGAGCUGAUACUUGCAAAUUGUAAUAUUUUUGUAAUGGUUGUUAGUUCCUUCAUCAGUUCUGCAGGACCUUGCCCGUUCCUUUUGUCAUGUGAACAGGAAAAAAAAAAAAAGAAAAAAAUCCACCAUCACCACCACAACACCCCUUCGUGUGUGCCCAUCCCGCAGUGUCACUGUCUGGGGAUGGCGCUGCAUCAGCGCCCGUGGGCCCCGCUGUCCCUGCGGGAUCUGAGGAGGGAGGUGGGCACGGGACAGGGCACGUGGCUGGGGGAGGACACUGGGUGGCAGGGCUGCCUGUGCUGCCCGCCCCUCCCUCCUGCCCCGUGAAGGCCCAGCACCCUGAGGAGAGCCUGGCAUGCCUCCUUCCCCGCUUCCUACCCACAAAGACCAGAGUCUUGGCCUGGCCGAGGCUGUCUCGGGAAAUCACCCGUGGGCCUGGACAGGUGUGGGUGGAGGGGCCGCUCUCCCCAGAUGAGGGCCCAGUGUCCCCCUCCCUUGCCUCUCUGCCACCUGGCCCCUCGGCGCCCACUGCCUUUGCUGUGGCACUGCUGAUGACCCCACUUUACUGCCUUACCCAGCGUGGUGGAGCCUCUCCAGCCGGGCACGUCCAGGCUGGCCUGGGGUCCCUCCUCCACGUUCAGCUCCUCCAGGCGUGUCCCUUACUGCUCCUGGUGACACUCACCGCUCACUCAUGCUCUUUCCCUAUUCACGCCUUCGCUCAUUCGAAGCAUUAAGAUCCUAUGUGUAUAUAGGACAAAUAUAGAUAUAUAUAUAUAUAUAUAGCAAGAGAUAUAAAAUAGUAAAUAUCAUUGCUGCUUUGCGCUGCUGGGAGGAGGCCGCGGAUACGGGGAGGGUCUGGAGGCUGGGGACCCAGUGAUUCAGCACAGUCCAGGGAUGCAACGCGGGCUUGUUGAGUCUUUGUGCCUGAACAGUUUUUCCAUGUUUAGAAAGAAAACUGAUGCAAUUUUUCACGAGUGUGUGGUGCCCUUCCGGGUGCCAUGGGUAUAGCCGACUGCGGGAGUGUCCAGGCCCCGAAGGGAGAGGGUCGUUGGCCUCCCUCCUCCUGAGACACUGCCGGCAGCCUUCAGGCUCUGGCUGUGAAGGGCGGCAGGAAGAUUUGUGGCCAGUUCCCUGCACACCUUGGAAGAGGAGAGCUGGAGGCACCGGGUGUAAGACAGAAAAGCAGAAGGAGAUGAGACUGUUAUUUUUCCUGGGCCCGUGUCAUACCCUCCCGUCUGCUGUCCUUCCUCCUGGAGCUUCUUGGCGGGGUGCACCUGAGUAUCUCAGCAGGAGGUAUAAAAAAGCCAGAUUAGCCGUACCUGGUUUGACUGAUGGGCGAAGGGGAAAGGCCGAGCCAGCCAGGAGAGGGAUGCAAGACAGACCCGGGGGGCCGGGUCGGGGAGAGGGUGGGGAGGCGGGCACAGGCCUGUUAGCCAGCAGCCCUGUGUCCCUGAGCCCUUGGUGUCCCACUCUGCAGACAGGGUACCAGCCUCCUGGCGGCUGUCAGAGAUUUUGUCCACAUAGCGUCAUGCAUGGUCUGUGUAAGGUGAAGAGGCUGUUGGUGCACCAUGGCGUCCGACCCGUAUAAAUAAAGAUAAAUAAAUAAAUGUAUGUAUGUAGGUCGAAGCACUGAGGGCCUGCUGCCCGGCUGGACCAAGCGAAGCUCAGCCUUUCGGUUUGGGUAUUUUGUGUUGCUGUUUUGUUUGUUUUUGUGGCUUGUCCUGUGUGGUGACAGCACAAGGGCCAGUCGGACGGCCUUGCGUCACAGAGCAGUGUGUUGAUCCAUUGGUGUUCUAGUUCAUGUCUACCUCAGCACCUCCUCUUAGCCUAAUUUUAGGAGGUUGCCCAAUUUCGUUUCAAUUUUACCUGUUAGUUUUUUUGUACAAAUCUCUCUCUCCUGCCUUCUCCAGCCCGCCUGCCCUUCCCCUCCUUCCACCAGCUCCUCCCGCCCUGCCCUGCCCCGCGACCCCACGUGGUGCUUGCCAGUCUCUGUUCUCGUCCAGAAGCAGUUCACUCAAAGUCCUGUGGUCCUGCGCGCAGCUUCACGCGUCCGCCUGCGUUUCGUGUAGAUGGAUGCGUUUCUUUGUAAUUUCAGUGUUUCUGACAAGACUUAAAACAGAAAAAAAAAAAAAAAAGAAAUUUACUGCUGCAGGUUUUUUUCUCUCUCCAUGUGUCACUAAGUGAAGUUUGUGCCUUCUAUAGCAAAGAGAAUAUUUUUUACAUCCUACUAACAGUAGAUUUUUUUGUAGUGAACAUUUUUUGUAUUUUUAUUUAUAAGUCUCAUAAGAAAAAUAGCAAUGUUCAGUUGUAUACCUUGAAUCUGCAGUUAGAAGAGAAUAAAGUUAACUCAGUUGUCUCUG